UUAUCAUUCUAAAAUAUUAUACAAAUUGGAAUAUAUAUUCUAAAUUUUUUUCCGGUUAAUUUAUUUUAACGAACAAAAUGAUUAGCCUACAAACUUUUAAAGUAAGCUGUUUUCCAAAUAUUGCCGGAAACAAUGUUAAAAAUUGCGGUUCGUUCGCUAAAAUGAAUUACCUCCCGUUCUCCAAGUUUGUCUACAAUAGAAACCCGAGAAAUUUGGAAAAGUUACGGAUUGCGUAUAAGCCGGCUGGUUACCAUUUAGAAAAACCAGGACGCGAGUUUUGGAACAAAUUGCAAAUAAGCACGAGUAAACGGCAUGUGACUGCUAGUGUUUUACAUCAUACCGGUGCAAUACCUAUAUUGGCGUCUACUGCUGAAUGGGCAAUACGUAAACAGCUCUACAGUACUCUGGAUAAGACGGCGUAUGCAACUAUCGGCAAAGUUUUAGCACAGCGUUGUUUAGAGAGUGGAAUUUUUGAAGUAUUAAACACUUAUGAACCUGUUCCAGAAGGCAAAGUUGAUACAUUGCUACAAAACUUAUUGGACGGAGGAGUACAACUAGGAGAAAGUCCAAGGUAUAAAGCACCUCAGCCAUGGGAUCGAGAAAGACCGGAGAAACCCUGGGAACAUUAUUAAUAUUAAUUUAUGUUGCCAUUUAUCAUAUAGGUAUAUCUUAUAUGUAUAUAUAUUGUUACAACAUUUCUUUAUUUUGUAUUUAUAGUAAAAAGUAAUAAUUAAUAAAUGUCAAUUAAAAAGUUC
Adelges cooleyi (spruce gall adelgid) is the source of this 755-nucleotide messenger RNA. RefSeq names its product 39S ribosomal protein L18, mitochondrial (gene mRpL18). The transcript has 4 exons. Gene Ontology annotation, molecular function: 5S rRNA binding; structural constituent of ribosome. NCBI's taxonomy places the organism in Eukaryota, Metazoa, Arthropoda, Insecta, Hemiptera, Adelgidae. The record is from RefSeq and is a predicted model, not a curated record. Gene Ontology annotation, cellular component: ribosome; mitochondrion. The coding region runs from base 78 to 632 and encodes 184 amino acids. Gene Ontology annotation, biological process: translation.